AAUUAAUUAUUAAUUAAUUUGUUGGUCGGUGUGUGUGUGCUGACGAUGUACAUGCACAUUUCGGAGCUCGGAGAUUGCCUCGGCACGGAGAGCUGCGUCGAUUUGAAGCCGGUCGAUGGGGCGGACGACGUCGUAUUCGAUCUGAAUGGGGGCGGCGGCGGCGGCGGCGGGGCGGAGAUGAGGCGGAAGGGGAAGGGGAAGGGGAAAGAGGCGGCGCCGCCGGUCGGGAGGGAGUACCCGCCGCAGAUCUCGUCGCUGGCUCGGGUCGACAGUCUGCAGGCGCCAUGGGUGAUGAGGAAAUACUACACCGACGACGGCAGGCUCGUCAUCACCGAGGAGAAGCUCCGCCGCCACGAGUAUUUCCGCGCCCACCGCUCCGACGGCCGCCUCGUCAUGAGCUUUGUCCCCGCCGACGACGACGAUGAUGACGAAGAUGAAAAUGAAAAUGAAAAUGAAGAUUCCGACGACGAGGAAGAAGAGGAGAUCGGCGACGGAGAGGAUCAGGCGGCGGCAGCGGACGGUGGCGAUGGGAAUAUUGCGGCGGUUAAAGCUGAAGGUGAGGGAAUCGACGGUGCGGCGGCGGCGGAGGGGUUAUCGGAGAAAUGCAAGUACGGCGGGAUUGGCAGGAAUGAUCCUUGCGGCGGCGGCGGAGCAGGGUUGGGAGUGGCGCUGGCGCUGGCGGUCGGCGGCGGACUCCGUAUAUAAAUCAAAACAGAUUUAUACAUUGGGUUUUGUUUUUGUGUGAGUUUAAUUAAUUAGGGUUUUGUGGUGGUUUGUAAUUUUUGUAUUGCUCCAAUUGGGUGUAUGAUCGAAUAAAAAUUUCUA
Messenger RNA from Andrographis paniculata, 825 nucleotides. Its product is annotated as heavy metal-associated isoprenylated plant protein 32. Bases 46 to 705 code for a protein of 219 amino acids. NCBI's taxonomy places the organism in Eukaryota, Viridiplantae, Streptophyta, Magnoliopsida, Lamiales, Acanthaceae. The record is from RefSeq and is a predicted model, not a curated record. The transcript has a single exon.